CAUCACAAUCAGCAUCAUCUUUCCAAUGAUCUCUUCAUUGUUGUCAGAGCCCAAGAGAGAGUACAGAUAAUAGUACUAGUACUGGUGGUGUCAAGAAAAGAAAAGGAGGUGCAAAAAUCUAUUAGCUUAAAUCAGUUACUACUGCUGAUAAAGCAGAGAGGUGCAGAAUGAAUGGUCUAACACACCUUGAACCAGAUUACUCUGAAUUUGUUGAAGUUGAUCCAACUGGAAGAUAUGGCAGAUAUAACGAGAUUCUUGGCAAAGGAGCUUCAAAGACAGUUUACAGAGCAUUUGAUGAAUAUGAAGGAAUUGAAGUUGCUUGGAACCAGGUCAAACUCUAUGAUUUCCUGCAAAGUCCUGAAGAUCUUGAGAGGCUUUAUUGUGAAAUUCAUCUACUCAAAACAUUGAAGCACCAAAACAUUAUGAAAUUUUAUACAUCUUGGGUAGAUACUGCCAACAGGAACAUCAAUUUUGUUACUGAGAUGUUCACUUCUGGGACUCUUAGACAGUAUAGGUUGAAGCACAGGAGAGUAAAUAUUAGAGCAGUAAAGCACUGGUGCAGACAGAUCUUAAAAGGUCUUCUCUAUCUUCAUAGUCUUGACCCUCCUGUGAUCCACAGAGACCUCAAAUGUGACAACAUCUUUGUUAAUGGCAACCAAGGCGAAGUGAAAAUUGGGGAUCUUGGUCUUGCUGCUAUCCUGCGAAAAUCUCAUGCCGCACACUGUGUUGGAACACCUGAAUUCAUGGCUCCAGAAGUUUAUGCAGAGGAAUACAAUGAACUGGUUGACAUCUAUGCAUUUGGGAUGUGCAUUUUAGAAAUGGUCACUUUUGAAUAUCCCUAUAGUGAGUGCACUCAUCCUGCUCAGAUCUACAAGAAAGUUAUCUCUGGGAAGAAGCCUAAUGCAUUAUAUAAAGUAAAGGAUCCUGAGGUACGACAAUUUGUUGAGAAAUGCUUGGCCACCGUUUCUCUCAGGCUCUCAGCAAGGGAGCUCUUAGAUGAUCCUUUUCUUAGGAUAGAUGGUUCUGAACCAGAAUUAAGAGCUGUUGAGUGCCCGAGAGAAAUGAAUUACAUGAAUGCUCUAUUAAGGCAGCCUUACCCUGAUAUAGAGUAUGAAGGAAAAUCGUUCAGUGACAACUCCUUCAAGGGAUAUUCCAAUGGUUAUGCUUUUGAAGACCAAAAUGGAUGGGAUUGUCAUCCAAAUGAAUUCGAGCAAAGUGGAAUCGAUCUUUUUGAGUAUAAUGAGGAAGAUCAUGAUGAAGAAUCUCCACAUGUGGAUGUAACCAUUAAAGGGAAAAGAAGAGAAGAUGGUAGCAUCUUUUUAAGGCUUCGGAUUUCAGACAAGGAAGGUCGCAUCAGAAAUAUCUAUUUCCCGUUUGAUAUCGAAUUGGACACAGCACUAAGUGUUGCAACCGAAAUGGUUGCAGAACUGGAUAUGACCGAUCAAGAUGUCACUAAAAUAGCGGAUAUGAUUGAUGGAGAGAUUGCUUCUUUGGUGCCAGAAUGGAAACGAGGGCCAGGAAUAAUCGAAACUCCCCGAUUGGCAAAUCCAAGCUUUUGUCAAAAUUGUGCUUCCAACCACACAUCUACCGGUUCUCUCAUCAACUUUCUAUCACAUAAUCCUGGUGCCCAGAACAUUCAAUUCUUGCAAUGCUUGGGGAAUGGAUGUGCUGCUACACAUGGUCGGUUUGAAGAGAUCACCUAUCAAGUUGGUAGUUCUUUACGUAAUGAAUUGGAUGAAGCAAAUAAUCCUGGUUCGCCAAGCCAAAGAAAUGGCUUCCAUCCCGUAGAGAUUUGGGAUCAGCAUGAGAGCCAUGAAUGCAGUUCAUUAGGUUCUGUGGGAAGCUGUUCCCUGGAAGAAGAUGAUGAUGACGAAGAAGAAAAGUUGGAUAAGAAACUUCAGAGGACCAUGAGAAAGAGAAAGUGUUACUGGAGUAAGUUCUCCAGUGCAACAAAUUUCAUAAGAUCUUUAUCAGGUUCUCAAACUUUAGACUCAAUUCCUUCGUUCCCCUAUGAGCUCUCAAAUAACUAUGAACAUGAAAUUCAGCAGGAAUUGAGAUGGCUUAGAGCAAAAUAUCAGAUCAACUUGAGGGAUCUUAGAGAUCAACAGUUGGGACUCACAAAUAGAUCAUGCAAAUCUCAUUCAAGUUCAGCUAAUAGCAAAUGCAACAGUGAAAUUGGAACAAGAUCCCCCAGUAUUCUUCUCAAGCCUUCUGCUGAUCAUGUUAACUUGGAUUUGAACCAAAAUCUUCAGCAAAGCAGCCCCAAUUCAGUAUCCCAAAGGGACCGGAAAUGCGAGGCGACCAAGGAGACUCCUAAUGUCAAGGACAUAGUUGCUGUUAAGAAAUUUUGCAAAAAUUCAUUACUUCCAAACUCACUUCACAGAACAACAUCCUUGCCAGUUGGUGCUAUUUACUUCUGAUGUUUUUGCAACCUCACCAAUUUUCCUUAUUGUCUAAAAUUGCAAUACAUUUUAGAGUCUCUAUCAUUUUGAGUACAAACGCUAGGUAGUGGUAUACCCUUCAGCCCUUGGGCAUUCCUUCCUCCCUUGUUUGUACCCUUUUUAGGGAUCUACCUAUAAAGAGAACCAUACUAAGGACUAUGUGUAAAAUUACAAGAGUUGUAUAAAUUACCAAGGCUUCAGAAUAUUCAGCUGUAAUAAACUUAUCAGUUAUCUCCA
Coffea eugenioides is the source of this 2678-nucleotide messenger RNA. Its product is annotated as probable serine/threonine-protein kinase WNK9. Lineage: Eukaryota; Viridiplantae; Streptophyta; Magnoliopsida; Gentianales; Rubiaceae. The record is from RefSeq and is a predicted model, not a curated record. Gene Ontology annotation, cellular component: cytoplasm. Gene Ontology annotation, biological process: protein phosphorylation; intracellular signal transduction. Gene Ontology annotation, molecular function: ATP binding; protein serine/threonine kinase activity.